GUAAGAUCACGAAGCACCAUUUUUGCUUCGCUCUUCUAAUAUUAAAAUUUUACUCUACUCCAGAGAAACUUUUCUUAGAACCAUCUAUAGAACUCUUCCUCCCUCCCUAUAAAAUUUUUUCAGUAACUAAAGAAAUGAAAGUGACUUUACUACUUGCCAUCCAAUUUUCAAUUACUUUGUUGAGUGAACCCAUGAAGAAAGAGACAAAGCAAUCUGCCCAAUCAGCCAUGCGUCUCCCCCCUUCAUGGCCAGUUGCAUUGUGGACAUUUGUCCUCUCCCCAUCAAUUCGCCCCCGGGGCUACUCAGUUUUCAUGGCUUGGGAGUUGUACAAAUUUUCUGGUUUCUUUUUUUUUUGUCAUUGGAUUGGACAACCCCCAAUGCUAGGUACACAAUACACCCACACACUCGUUCACAUAUUUUAUCACAUUUUUUCCUCAAUUACAAUUUCUAGGGUUUGAACCCUAGACCUUUAAGGUGGGGAGGGGGAGAUAUGCCAUGUGAGCUAAGGCUCAUUGGCCCCAUUUUCUAUUCAAGUUCUGAAACUGUCCCUGAAUUUGGGUCUCUAUCUCCGAUCCAACGCUGUACUUGAAUUUUUUGGGAACAGCCAUCAAUUCGCCCCUUUCAUUUGGGCUUGAUGACUGGACCCAGCGAUUUUGGCCCUUCCAUUUUUGUUUCUCAUAAAACCGGAUUACACAUUAAACGGGCCAUUUCCAGUAAAUACACAAAAAUUGGCCCAAUAUUAAAAAAAUUGACAUAAGUAUUACAAGCAGAUUUUUGCAUUAAAAAAUAUUGAAGAAAAAGAAAAGGGACGGUUCGUGAACUCUAUAGCCAAAAUUUCUACUUGAGCCAAAAUGUUCUCCAAUGAGAAGUAUUUGCCUUAAAAAUCUGUAGAUUUUGUGCGAGCCAGAUCUCUAUAGUGUGAAGAGAAACCGGGUUAAUAGUCUCUUGUUGUGCAGUCUCAAUUUGAUGAAGUUAAAGCUUGAGUUGAGCCAUUUCAUAGUGGUUGGUCUUGUGGAUUCGUCGGAAUAAGUAGUUGUUCGAACUUAGACUAGAUUGCAAAUAAUGAUGGGCAGGUGAAAAAGUAGUGGAACAAAUUUAUAGGUGCUGGUGGCAUCACUGACAGAGUGCUGAGACAUGGGUCAAUCUGGUGUGGAACAUCUUUAUGGUGCCUGGCAAAUUGUUCUCACCACAUCAAAAAAAAUUAUGAAUUAGGUUCUAAGUAAGGAGAGAAAAACAAAGUGUUGACGAGGAUUCAAGGAGUUAAUAGGUAGAGGUAAGAAGAAGGAUAACAAAUCAUCAGAGUCCAGUCCCACAUGAUAGAUCACAUAAACACCAAGGAGUAAUCAAAAGUAACAAAGACAACACAAAGGUGUCUGAGAGCUUUAUGAAACUAGAAGAAAGACCAUUUACGAUGUUCGUAGACAACUUACAUGAAGACACGUCAAUCCAAUAGUUAUUGGAGAUAUUCAGCCAACAAGGACAGGUAGUUGAUGUCUAUCUCUCAAGAAAACAGAGGCAAAAAACAAGACUCAAAUUUGCUUUUGUAAGGUUUGCGUACAAGAACCAUGCGGUGAGAGCGGCUAGAGAACUCAAUGGUUGGAGAGUGAUAGGAGCAUCCCUACUAGUAGCGGAGGCAAGAUAUAAAAGAGGAUUAGAUGGAGACAAACAAUUGGGGCAAGAUAAAACAACUAUAGUCUCAAAGAAAAGUUCAGAAGGUGAGAUGGAUGAAGAAAGAAACAAAAUGAAGCAGAACAUCGAUGAAAGAUCUUUCAAGGAAAUCCUGAUGAACCAACCGAUCAAGGAAGGAAUAAUGAAUGAUAGAGAGGAAAAUAAAAAUGCCUCAGUUAUGCUUGAAGAGAUAAGAGGAAGGUCAGAUAGCAACAUGGUGAAUAUGUUAGAAAAAAAAGUAUUAUUGAGAAAUCAGUUAUUCCCUUGGAAGCAAAAGAUUUAACCACAAUUUUGUUCAAGGACUGGCAUACGUUGAAGGAAGUGAAGCCUUUAGGAUCCUUCAAGAUGUUGUUGGUUUUCGAUUCUGAGAAAAAUUAUGUUAAAAGCUCUUAACUCGCCUUUUUUGUUGAAUUAUUUCGGAGAAAUUAGACGAUGGACAGUGGGUGAAAUGAAUAGAUCUCGCAAAGUUUGGAUUGAGAUGUUUGGGAUUCCUUUUCAUGCGUGGUGUGAGGAGAACGCUCACAAAAUUGCUGCCGUUUGGGGUACAGUGUUAAAAGUAGAGGAAAGCUCGAUGGAACGACACAACCUUGACUCAAUCAAAGCUUUGGUGGACACGUCCUGGGGUCUACCGAUUAAUGACCGAGUAAUGUUAGUGGUGGAUGGUGAUAAAUUUAAAAUUUUUAUAAAAGAAACAUGGGGGGUGGAAAAGAUAACAAUUUGGGAAACAGAGAACAGAUUGGAUGCGGAGAUGGAAAAGCAAAAUAAUGAAGAACUUUAUGGAUCAAAAAUGGAGGAGAAGAUAGAAAGUCAAGUAAUAGGAGUUGAGGAAGAAGAUGAUGACAUGGCAAAAGAUGGGGAGAAAAUCAAGAAUAUUUAUGUGAAGGGCAGCGAAUUAAAUGAUGACCAAAUUCUAUUACAUAAAGAUAUGGAAGCACAUGAAGAUAGGGGUGUUUGUUUAGACUUGCAACAAUUAGAAGUUUUAAUGCCGCUUAAAAAUUCUAGAUCCAUAAGAUAUAUCUUUGAUGAUAGGAUCUCUCUUGAAGUUAUCCAAGAAACUCAAUGGGGUCUAAAAGGAGGCCCAAGUCAUGAUGAGCAAACAAAGGAGUACGGGCUAAAGGGGGAGGAGUCUUUUUCUGGCCCAACUCUACCGCCAAGCUUUGAGGAGUCCAUUAAAAAGAGAGAAUUGAAUAUGGGAGCCCCUGAAGAAGAAACAAGAUGUGAAUUGGCCCAAGCUAAAGAAAGUAAUCACAAGGGAAAAAAAAGAAAGCCACGUGAAGCAACGUUAGAAAAAAAAGGAAGAAGAAAGAAAGCUCCAAAUGUAACGAUGGGAAAGGGGGUUUCAUUAGUGAUUGCAAAAAAUAGAUAAAAAAAUAGAUCCACAAAAGAGAAGGGAGGUAGAACAAAGGUCAAGAAAAGACGAAGUGAGGGAAGAAAAUUUUGCAAAAAAGAAGAAACGGUUAAAUGUAACGUUGAUGAAGGAGAUGAGGAAGACGACAUUGAAAGGGAUGCAAUCAAAUCAUGGAGAAUGGGUUUAGAACUUAUGAUCGAAUGCGAUAACGAGGAUGAACUAGUGAAGUUCCUGAUGAAAGUAAGAAAAAACUCAAGAAAGAUUCCUGAAGAUAUCAACGUUAAAACAAUGGUCAGAGGAAAAAAGAAACCCUCUCUAAAUCAGGUUGGUGACUUAAUCUUGACUCAAUAGUUGUGUUCUAGAACUGUAGAGGCCUAAGGAGUAAAGAAAAGUUAGAUUGUAUGAAAGAGAUGGUGAAAAAGUAUAAUCCAUGGGUUUUGGAUUUAGUUGAUACAAAGAUAGCUUCACGGAUCUAGAAAGGAAAGUUGGCAGUAGAUAGAUCUAUAUUAGGGGAACAUUAAAGCAGAAAAAUUUUGAGAUAGCAAUUUUGGUUGUUUAUGGCGAUCAUUCUGUUAGGAAAAGAAGAACUCUAUGGGAGGAGAUCAUUAGAGUAAAAAGAAGUAUGAAUGUCCCCUUCAUUGCUAUUGGAGACUAUAAUGAAGUGUUAACUUCUAAUGAAAGAUGCAGUGAGAUAGGUAUGAUAGAUUUCAAAAUAUGGAUGGAAGAGAUGAAUUUAGUGGACUUGCCUUUACAAGGUAAGAUGUUCACGUGGAGAAGGGGAAGUCAAGCGAGUAUAUUGGAUAAGAUUUGUGUCGACCCAGUGUGGAUUCAAAAGUUCCCACAUUCCAAAUUGGAGGUGGUGCAGUGCUCAAAAUCUGACCAUGUUUUGUUAUGGCUAAAACCAGAUUCUAUCGAUUGGAACCCAUGCUUUUUUGGUCUCUAGAUGUUUGGUUCUCAAAUCCAAAAUUUAUUUCAAUGAUAAAAGAAGAAUGACUCAAGUUGGGUAACAUUCCAACUCAAGACAAGAUGAAAUUAUUGAAGAAGCACAUCUGAAGAUGGAAUAGAGAAGUUUUUGGGAACAUCAAUGCAAGGAUAAACAAAUUUGAAAAAGAAAUAGCCAAAGUGGAGAUCAAGUUAGAGAGAGGGGAGGAGGAACAGAUCAAUCUGAGUAGAAGGAGGGCAUUGACGGGUCAACUAGAGUUAUGGUAUAAGAGAAAAAGGAAAUAUUGGAAGCAAAUGUUGAGGGAGAAAUAUAUUAAAUAGGUGAAUAAAAAUUCAAGAUAUUUCCAUACUAUGGCAACAAUUAGAAAUCGAAGAAAACAAGUGGUGGAGCUAAGAUACCGUGGUCAAAGGGUAAGGGAUCCUAGAAGAAUCAAACAACAAGCUCAAAGGUUCUUCAUGAACUUAUACCACUAAGAGGUUAUGCCAGAGAUAAAGAUCAAGGAAGGAAUGCUGAGUAGAAUAUCUAGUGAGCAGGCAGAUGAGAUUGAAAAAUAGCCCACAAUGAAAGAAAUCAAAGAAGAGGUCUGGAGUUGUGGCUCUACAAAGGAACCUGGUCCUAAUGGCUUUAAUAUGUACUUUGUUAAGAAAACUUGAGAAAUUAUUGGAGGAGAGUUUAGUGAAUCAGUGACGAGUUUCUUCAGAUUUGGUUUCUUACCGAGAUCGUUGAACGUGACUUGGGUCACUUUAGCUGCAAAAAUGGACACCACGAGCGAGAUGAAGGAGUUUCAACCUAUUAGUAUGAUUGGAAGCAUAUAUAAAACCAUUUAAAAAUUCUGGUAAAAAGGUUGAAGGCGGUAUUAGGAAGUUUGGUGGGUGAAGUUCAAACAGCUUUUAUACAAUAUAGACAAAUCCUAGAUGGAGCCUUUAUUGCGUGAGAAAGAGUUGCAUGGAUAGAAAAGAAGAAAAUAAAGGGAUCAUUGUGAAAUUAGAUUUUAGAAAAGCGUACGACAUUGUUAGAUGGAACUUUUUUGAUCUUGUUCUUGAACGCAUGGGUUUUGGUGCCAUUUGGAGGGGAUGGAUACAAGGACUAUUCAAAACAGCAGCAAUGUAAAUUCUUGUCAAUAGAAUCCCAACUGAGCCAUUCCAAAUGAGGAGAGGACUACCUCAAGGUGACCCUAUCUCACCCUUCCUUUUUGUUUUAGUAGCUGAAACGUUGAAUAAAAUGUUGCACUUGGCAAGAGAAAAAGAGUUCAUUAACGGUUUGGAGAUUGGGAAAGAAAAAAUUAUCUUGUUCCAUCUUCAAUUCGGUGAUGAUACAGUACUCUUUUGUCCCCCUAAUCGUGUUACUUUAGAGAACUAUAGGAGAAUUCUUGAUUGCUUUGGUAUGAUGUCGGGUUUGCAAAUCAACUAUCAUAAAUCUACUUUAAUUCCGGUAAAUGUGGCAGUAUCGGAAGUGAAACUGUUGGCAGAUAAAAUGAGGUGUUCUAUGGGCAUAUUACCUGUAAUUUACUUGCGCAUCCCGCUGGCUGCUAAUUCAAAGAAGUUAGCAACUUGGAAACCGGUGCUAAAAAAUAUAGAGAAGAAAUUAUCCAAAUGGAAGGCGGGACUUCUAUCUAGAGCUAGAAAGCUAACAAUGAUUAAGGCGGUCUUAAAUAAUCUCUCAAUAUACUAUUUGAGCCUCUUCAAGAUGUCUAAAGCAGUGACGAAGAAAAUAAUUGCACUCCAAUCGGCAUUCUUUUAGGGUGAGAAGGAUGGUAAAAAGAAUAUGUCAAUGAUUAGUUGGAUUUAGAUUCAAAAACCAAAAGAACAUGUAGAUUUAGGAGGGGGACAUUACUAUAAAAAAUGCAGCGUUAAUUUUCAAAUGGUGGUAGAGAUAUGCAGAGGAAGAUAAAUCCCAAGCGAAUCGUGGCUUCUUGCAAUGAUAUGGAGCUAAAGGAAUCUCUUCACGACUUUAAGGUCCCUAACUCUGCUGGACCAUGAAAAAAUAUAAUUAUUGUGGGUAAAGCAAAAUGUCCCUAUGAAGACUAUUGCGGGUCAUAGAUUAAGGAUGUGUGUAGGAAAUGGGAAUAAAACAAAAUUCUAGGAGGACAGGUGGCUAGGAGACUUUAGUCUCAAAGAUAAAUUUUUGAGACUCUUUGUCAUAUCGAGUCACAAGAAUGAUGUGAUUGCAAUUGUGGUUUUUGGGAUGGUCUCUUAUGGAACUGGAACCUUCGAUGGAGGAGGAGCGUUUUUGAGUGGGAGCGUAAACAUUGUAAGGAAUUACAUUCUUGUUUGCAAAAUAUUUUCUUAAAUGCAGGUACAGAGGAUAAAGUUGUGUGGACGUCCAGGACAGAUGGAAGCUUCACUAUCAAAUCAAUGAUAAAUGUUGUAGAGGAAAAAAUCCUUGGUUUUGCCGAAUCUAAACACUUCUUUGAUAAUAUAUGGAGAGGAGCUAUUCCCCAAAGGUGAAAAUGAUGUAUUGGUUUGCGAUUUUGGGAAGACUGAACAUAAGAAAAAGGAUAGCAAGGUUGAAUAUUAUAGGAGAGAGUGAGACUACUUAUGGACUGUGUGAACGACAUGAAGAAGAUGAAAAUCAUCUCUUUAUUCAUUGCAAGUUGGUGGAAUUUUUGUGGGCAAAAGCAUUCCAAGAGGGCGGGAUAUAGUGGGUUAAACUGGCGGAGUUAAAACAAUUUUUGGAGGCUUGGUGCGAUUAAGAAGCGACUAAGUGUGGAAGGAGGAGAUGGAUCAAUCUCUGGUUUGCGGUUAUUUGGGUGGUUUAGAGAAUAAGAAAUCAAAAGAUAUUCCAUAAUAAAGUAGAUCAAGUAGAGGACAUUUGGAAGAAAAUAAAAUAUCAUUGGAAGAAGUAGGAUGGCUACAUCAAAGGGAAGAAGCAAGAGAGGAGGCAGGUGAAGAAAAAUAAGUAUGAAGAGAAAUAUCACUCAAAGGAGUAACCAAAAUAGUUUGCAUUGGUGGCUUUGUGUUGAUUUUAUCUAUGAAAAACAAAUGGUAGCAA
This is a messenger RNA of Arachis ipaensis, 6950 nucleotides long. The record is from RefSeq and is a predicted model, not a curated record. Lineage: Eukaryota; Viridiplantae; Streptophyta; Magnoliopsida; Fabales; Fabaceae.